Molecule: messenger RNA, 1605 nt
Organism: Ictalurus punctatus (channel catfish)
Lineage: Eukaryota; Metazoa; Chordata; Actinopteri; Siluriformes; Ictaluridae
Product: periphilin-1
Exons: 6
Coding region: 336-1040 (234 amino acids)
Biological process (GO): negative regulation of DNA-templated transcription; protein localization to heterochromatin; negative regulation of gene expression, epigenetic
Cellular component (GO): nucleoplasm
Source: RefSeq, a predicted model, not a curated record
CGCACGCACGCAGGCACACACACACACAUACACACGCACGCGCGCACACACCGAGAUCUUCCGCAUUGAGCAUCUGCUAAUCGAUUAACUUUAGGACACCGUGCCAAGGAAUUGACUCUGGCUCGGGUGUGGAAAAAAAAAAACCAACCCCCCCCCACCACACACACACACACACAUUCGGAACCGAAAGAGAAAGUAGAAGUGACUCAGUCAUGUAAUACCUUACGUUUUUAAAUGAUAAGCAGUUUCCGAGCCGAGCUGAAAGCAGUUCCACACACUUCCUGAUCUUCUCACUUGUCAGCGACUGCACUUGACAAAUAAACACAACAGACAGUAUGGAUACAGCGAGAUCUACUCAUAAAACGGAUAAGAAAAGAUCCAUUAAGAGAGCGAGGAGUCCCACACGAUUCACUCGGCCAUAUUCUCGAGGGAGAUACCAGUGUGCUCGCUACUAUUACAGGCCGAGAGAGGACUACUUUUCACGGCGGCCUGGUUUUAGCUUCAGGCUCCACAGGUUCCAGAGAGCCUCCAGUCUUCGGCUUCCUUCUAGAUCUCGGAGCCCGAGUAUUGUGCUGAGACACAAAAAUGUGCAUUCAUCAAACCAGCACUUGGAAAAGAAGUCAGAGAAGAGCACUUCCACUCCAGUGCAGGACAAGAAGCCAUUCAACACACCAGAACGCUCCCGGUCAUCUUCAGUGGCUUCUGAGAGGCCUGCCCUAUCAUUUACAGUCAAUCAGGAAGAGCAGAACAGUAGUGGAAGGGAGUCUCUGUCUUCUGUAAGACGUGCAGCUGCCAGAAGUCGAGCCAUCCAGAGAAAGAGAGAGGAGAUAGAGGAGGUGUAUCGGCAGGACUGCGACACGUUUGGGGUGGUGGUAAAAAUGCUCGUGGCGAAAGAUCCUUCACUGGAGAGAUCCAUACAAUCUUCGUUGAGGGAGAACCUGCAUGAGAUCGGCCUGCGCUGUGUAGAUGCCAUGGAGCAGUUUAUCAAUGAGUAUGACUCGAGAGAGCUUGGCACACCAGCCCAGUCCCAGCGUCACUGACACACACACACACACACACACACACACACACAUGCAUGUCCAGCUGUACAUUUUGAGGCUAUACUGCGAGGUUUCUCUGGGAAUGCAUUCCUAAGUGAAGGUCUGAGACAUUAGGUGAAACACAGGAUGAUGACUUUGUAAAGCAGUGCCAUUGGAAUAGUACAUUCUUCAGCCACAUCUACAUGAAGGGAGCACAUCUGUAAGGAUCAAAAGUGCUAAAUGUGGUAAAUAACUGCAGCAGCAUUUUAACUAUUCUCUCUAAAGCUAGUGUUAGAGUGCCAUAGCUUUAGGGACAACGGUGAAAUGCCCCAGUAAACAAUUUCUGCGUGCGUAUAUAUGACUUAUAUGUUUAUUUUAUGUAGUUUAUUUCUCCCAAAGACUUGAUUACUUCCUAAUUAUUUCCAUUGGUCCUCAAUGGUAUGAAGUUCUCGUUAUAAAAGAACGCUUGUUGUGGAAGGUAGAUGUUUUUAGGGCUCCACAUGAAAUACUUGAAAUGUGUGCAAAAUUGGAAUAUUGAUGUUUACUGUAAAAAUCUAAAUAAAAGUAGAUGAGGUUGCACAGUUAA